This is a messenger RNA of Aplosporella prunicola CBS 121167, 2648 nucleotides long. RefSeq names its product glycoside hydrolase family 92 protein. Lineage: Eukaryota; Fungi; Ascomycota; Dothideomycetes; Botryosphaeriales; Aplosporellaceae. Gene Ontology annotation, cellular component: nucleus; cytosol. Bases 96 to 2414 code for a protein of 772 amino acids. The transcript has 4 exons. The record is from RefSeq and is a predicted model, not a curated record. Gene Ontology annotation, biological process: carbohydrate metabolic process; protein deglycosylation; protein quality control for misfolded or incompletely synthesized proteins. Gene Ontology annotation, molecular function: carbohydrate binding; peptide-N4-(N-acetyl-beta-glucosaminyl)asparagine amidase activity.
GCUUUGUUCCAAUCCAGGGUGGUCCUUCGCUUUAUAACUAAGUCUGUGUCGCUCUUUUGUUUGUUCUCCAGGCUUUACAGUUCCCAGACGUAGUCAUGCAUUUGCAUCCUCUCUCGGUGACCGUGGCUCUUGGUGCACUUGCGGGCAGGACGUUCGCGCAGGAUGCAGAUUAUACUAAAUAUGUGGAUCCUUUUCAUGGAACCGAAAAUGGGGGCAACAUGUUUCCCGGCGUCGUACCCGCCCCCUUCUCAGUAGUUAAGCUCGGCCCGGACGUAUCAUCAGGUACGACCGAUGCCUACUCAGGCUACCUGCCCACAGGCAACGUGACGGGCUUCAGCAUGAUGCACGAGUCGGGCACCGGCGGCGCGCCCAAGUACGGCGUCGUGUCGCAAAUGGGUGUCGUGGGUGCCGUGUCUAAUCCGUUGCUGGACCUGUCAGCUGCCCGCGCUGUCGAGGACCAGGCUCGCGUUGGCUACUACCGCUCCGAGCUAACUACUGGUGUUGUCGUCGACCUGGCUGGAACUAACCAUGCUGGCUUUUAUCACUGGACUUUUCCACGUGCUGAUACCCACAGCAUUGUCGUCGAUGUGAGCCAUGUGCUGCCAAGCUUCCGUGGCUUGGGUUGGGGCCAGCAGUAUACGGGUGGUAACUUUGAGGUUUUUCCUGACGGCCAUUACGAGGGCAAUGGCACAUAUAAUGGCGGCUGGAACCUCUCUCCGGACUGGACCAUUCAUUUUUGCGGCCGUUUCGACAUUACCCCUAGCAGUAGUAAGACGUUUUCGGGCGUUGACCAGGCACUCUCACAGUAUGGCGAGAGUGCCAGUGUGUCAGGCACCGAGCGCCUUGGUGGCGUCUUCACAUUCAACGAAACUUCCGUCUCGUCUCGAGUCGGUAUUUCUUUCAUCUCUUCUGCCAAGGCCUGCGCCUUCAUUGAUUCUGAGAUCCCCGCGGCGACGGGCUUGGAUUCACUCGUCCGGGCCUCCCAGGAAACAUGGAACGCAGAGGUCCUUCGCAAGGUCGAGACCAGCUCAACCAAUGCCACUUUGUUGACCCAGCUGUACAGCAGUCUUUACGGCAUGCACCUGAUACCCUCGAACCGCACGGGCGAAAACCCGAAGUGGGAGAGCAGCGAGCCGUACUACGACGAUAUCUUCACCUUCUGGGACCUGUUCCGGUGCACGACGGCGUUGAUUCAAGUGCUCCAGCCAGAGGCGUACGAGGAGCAGAUACGCAGUCUGAUUGACAUCUGGCGGCACGACGGCUGGAUGCCCGAUGCGCGUAGCAGCAACUUCAACGGACGUGUGCAAGGCGGCUCCAACGCCGACAACGUGCUGGCGGACGCGUAUGUUAAAGGGGUUAGAGGGGCGGUGAAUUGGGAGGAUGGAUUCAAAGCUAUGCUCGCGGAUGCUGAGAAGGCUCCCCCUGGUAACAACGACCCCUCGACUGCGCCAGACACGUCUUCCACGGCACAAGGCCGCGGCGCGUUGCCUGACUGGAUCAGGUACGGCUAUAUCACGCCCGCAUACUCCCGGGCCGUUUCUCGCGCCGUUGAGUACUCAGCAAACGACUUUGGCCUUUAUCAAGUCGCGACGGGGUUAGACGACACAACUUCGGCGGCUAAGUACCUGAACCGCAGCCGCAACUGGCGUAAUCACUGGAAUCCAAACGCGUCGUCCCGAGGCUUUACCGGGUUCGUUGUGCCGCGGAAAGCGGACGGCAGCUUUGUCGCACAAGAUCCACAGGGGUGCGGGGGCUGCUACUGGGCGGAUCCGUACUACGAGGACAACUCGUGGACGUACAGCUUCAAUGCGCACCACGACAUGGCGACGACAGUGGAGUUGAUGGGCGGGACAUCGCGGUUCGUAGCGCGGCUGGACGAGUUUUUUGAUGCUGCCCUCUACAACCCGGCCAACGAGCCCGGCUUCACGACACCAUACCUGUACAACUUCGCCGGGCGUCAAGAUCGCACAGUGGCGCGGUUGCGCGACAUUGCGGGGCAGCGAUACGGGGCGGGGCGGGACGGCAUCCCGGGAAACAGCGACGCGGGGGCGAUGCAGUCAUGGAUCCUGUGGAACAUGCUGGGCCUGUACCCGGUGACGGGGCAGACGACGUUUCUGGUGGGCAGCCCAUGGUUUGAGCGCGUAGCCGUGGAUCUGGGCAACGGUCGGCGGUUGGUGGUGAGCAGUAGUGGCGGCGAAGAGGGCCCCUACGUACAGAGCCUGCGGGUGAACGGGCAGCAGUGGGAUCGCGCGUGGGUGGCGUGGGAGGAUGUGUUUGCGCGCGGAGGAGAGAUGGAGUUUGUGCUGGGGGCGCAGGCAGCUGAGUGGGCGACGGGUGACUUGCCGCCAAGCCCAGCGGUGUCCGGAUCCGGGUCGGUGGGCAGCGGAGGUGGAGGUGGUGGGCAGAGGAAAUGACGCCGCCAAGUCCGCGGAAAAGAAGUGGUGGUGGUCCUCGUGCUGGUGGGUUUCUUGGCGUUUGCACGCGUGGUCGAGGCCUGGACCCUGGGUGGCGGAAGCGGUGAGAAGACGCGAAACCCUCGUCGACGACGCGUCCAUCCUGAGGGCUGUUGCUAGAGUGACUUCGUCUACCCCAGGAUUUCGUCUGAUAAGGCGCAAUCUGCCACUGCUUUCCCAUUGGCCGCAAGCGGC